AUGGCCAUCUCCACGUCGAACAACUACAUUGACCCUCGUCAACGCUCAGCUAGCACCGCAUCUUCCUCCGACACGGUCUUCCAGGAAGCAUGCGAGAUUUACUUCCGCCAUUGCCAUAACAAACCCUAUGGUUUCUUCCACGCCGACCUGUUUCACCAAAAGGCGGCCCGGAACCAGAUCCCGCUUCAUCUACGACUCGCCCUCAUUGCAACGGCCACGCGCUAUUCCUCAUGCUCGCAAUGGCGAGACCGGAAACAAAGCACAAUCGACGGUUAUGCCCGAUGUUCGUGGGAGCUCAUUGUGUCCUCGCAAGACGGACUCGAUGGCUCGGACGAUAUGACCACCAUUCAGUCUCUUGCUCUGCUUGCAGUCAUUGAUGCCACUGCUGGCCGGCGGCGCGGUGCCUGGGUGAAGAUUGGAAUGGCCGUGCGAAUCAGCCAGGAUCUGCAAUUAAUGCUUGAGCCGAGUUCCCAUCUACCCGCUUGGGAACGGGACGAACGACGAAACCUGUUCUGGUCGUUAUACUUACUGGACCGUUUCGUGUGUUGCUCGUUUCAACGACCACCGGCGAUCAAAGACACCGACUGUUUGUUGAACCUGCCCAGUUACGGGGAUUCAGGCAAGCGAGAGCGGGCCUUGACUUUGAAGGGGCUGUUGUUGAAGGGAGGCGCAAGAGAUACCUCCGUGCAACCCGGCAUGUUCGGGAUCAGCAUCGCCCUGGUCUCGGUACUCGGUCGAACGAUCAGAUAUAUGAUGAAUGCGGAGAACGACACGGAAAAGCCAUGGCGAUCCGGAUCUGAAUAUCAGCGAAUCUACCGCGACCUGGAGUACUUGAAAGUCCUGGCAGUCAACAACAGCCCCGCCUCGACAAAUCGGGCACAGCAGCCACGAACUCGGAGCCAGAUGCAAGACUGUGAUCGCGAACGGGUGGCGCACAUGGUUCUGGCUCACACUCUUUAUCACCUGGCACAUUGCAUCCUCAGUCACCCAUAUCUACUGGGUCUGAAGAUGCGCUCCGCCGGGUCCGCUCACGCACCGCGUGGCUGGCUCAAAGAUUCGCGUGCGGUCUGUGUCGUUCAUGCGGGAGCCUUGAUCACCGUUCUGGUGGAGGCCAAAGCAGCGGGAUACAUGCCCUUGCCCUCGGUGUACAGUUACUGUAUCCUGGUGGCGGGGACCAUUCAGGCAUUGCAUUUAGCCAGCGAUGACGCACCACUCAGCCAAAGCUCAGCAGGGUAUCUCAAGGCUUCUCUCGACUAUCUCGGCGACAUUUCCGAACUAUGGACCAACGCACAUGUAAUGGUCAAUGCCCUCAAACUCUUCUCCCACCAAUGCACCCGAUACAGCACGCUUCUUCUCCGUGACCACCCCCUCGUCGACGAGCUCACACCCACCGAAACCGCCAUCUGCCGUUCAGUCCUCGACUACUGGGCCAUGAUGGAUCCCCAAACCCCCGCCUUUGCAUUCGAUCAUCACCCCCAGCACAACCACCAGCAAGAUAAGCCUGCCAACUCCAAGGCCGAUGCCGACGUUGACCUCGAACUCCUCGACUCGUCAGAUCGACAAAGCUCCCUCUCCCCAUCCACGCCCGAUUCCGCGGGCGUGAUCACCUUGGGAGUCGCAAUGCCUCAAAUGCCCGUGUCUGAGCACAAAGGCUUGUAUGACGCCGUGGUCUCGGACCCGGACCCGGACCCGGAUAUUCUGAUCCAGUGGCCUGUGUCUCCCAUGUCCCCGUUGUUGGUGGAGGAUGAAAGUUCGCCACGGUGGGAUUGGGAUUCGGAGUUGAAUGCGAUGAUUGACUGA
Penicillium diatomitis is the source of this 1800-nucleotide messenger RNA. Its product is annotated as fungal specific transcription factor domain-containing protein. NCBI's taxonomy places the organism in Eukaryota, Fungi, Ascomycota, Eurotiomycetes, Eurotiales, Aspergillaceae. The transcript is spliced from 4 exons. The coding region runs from base 1 to 1800 and encodes 599 amino acids. Gene Ontology annotation, cellular component: nucleus. Gene Ontology annotation, molecular function: DNA binding; zinc ion binding. Gene Ontology annotation, biological process: DNA-templated transcription. The record is from RefSeq and is a predicted model, not a curated record.